GCACGGGCUGCUGCAGUUAGGCGACACCGCUCUCGUUGCAAGUUUCCGUAGCAGACAUUUGACGAUCUGCAAAACAAAUAGCUGGACGAAGACACAAGCUUGGACGGCUUCAGGAAAGUCGGCGCUACUCCAUGGUGACGCGAAACAACCAUAACAGCCAUGUCCCGAUGCAACAACCACUGCUUCAUGUGGACACGUCAGCGCUUGAAGACAAAAGCGCUCUCGUCAUUUUCAGCUGGCAUCAUCGCAAAAGUUUGUCUACCCUGAGCUACGGAGCGACCUUCAACAUUAUCAAGAUUUCGGCAGAUGCUUCCCCGACGUUGGAAAGUGGUACCUCAUGCACAGAAGCUACUACGUGGACCCCGCAUUUGGCGGAUCGGCUAAGUGUGUGAUAUUUGAGAGAUAUGGAGCUUAUGAAAACUUUUCGACACCGAUUGCAUUUCACGUUGGAGAACAAGAAACAAUAAAAGGCCAGGUAACUCUUGACGCUGCCCCCUGCUACACGUGUAGAAACCAAGCAACGUUCGUACCAGAGAACGAUGGCGUUCCUCAAGAAAUAUUUUACGCCAUUUACGUAGACUGUACCACGUGCACCAUUCUUCGGCACCAUUAUGCUGAUAACGGGUACGGCUGUUCCUUCUGGCGUCGCGCAGACACCAUGCACGAACCAGCAGACUACUGCGACUUCAUCUACGACGAGAACUGCGGCACGGCACCCAAAUACGAGAUAUACGAUGCGUCCUGCAUUUAAACGACCUCCUCUCCAAUCGUCGUUAUGGUUGUGGGCUAUAACGUUACACUCGUGGAUUCCGAUGGUCUUUGAAAGGGCGGUAACUCCGUGCAGUUGGUUAUGCGUGAUCCUCUAGAAC
Rhipicephalus sanguineus (brown dog tick) is the source of this 869-nucleotide messenger RNA. RefSeq lists its product as uncharacterized. The transcript is spliced from 7 exons. Gene Ontology annotation, biological process: symbiont-mediated perturbation of host defenses. Gene Ontology annotation, molecular function: amine binding. The coding region runs from base 338 to 751 and encodes 137 amino acids. The record is from RefSeq and is a predicted model, not a curated record. NCBI's taxonomy places the organism in Eukaryota, Metazoa, Arthropoda, Arachnida, Ixodida, Ixodidae.